UUUGCACCCUGUUUGGUUUCAUUUUCAAUCUUCCUUUUUUUGUCAGGCACAGGCUGGACAGAAGCUUUAACUUUUGAUUCCGUUGUUUUUUUUUUUGUUUUGUUUUGUUUUCUGAAACCAUAAUUUCGUCCAAAUAACCAAUGAAGGAAAAGCACUUUUUGUAAAAUACAACUAACAAUCAAGAGGAGGACAGAAAAAAUGAAUGAAGGUUUAAGGAUGAAGAUGAUCUCCAGGAUCCUGCUGCUCCUCAUCCUCAGCUCAUGUCUCUGUGCAGCAACAUUUGUAGUGAAUGUGACACAGAGCAGCUAUCAGGCAGAGGAGAACCACAGCAUCACUCUGGAGUGGACCUUCACCACCAAGACUAAUUCCUCUCCUUCCUCCCUCUUCAUCUACUGUAAAUUAAGGCAGAAUCAGACGGAUUUUGUCAUCUACCAUGUAUUUAUGGGCGUGGAAGCUUCUUUAUACCUGGACAAAAGAUUUACAGGAUGAGUCCAGAUUGACAAAGACGUCCUCAGAGAAGGACGAAUCAGAUUAAAUGUGUCCAGACUGAGGACUGAAGACUCUGGUCUGUACCAAUGUCAGGUCAACACAGAAUAUGGACAGGGCUCUGCCAGCCUUCAACUGAACGUUAAAGAACCUCAGACUGUCGGACCCACAGUGAGAACAGAACCAGAGAAAAAACAAACCACCAACCUUGGACUGAUAUUUAUUCCUGUGGUUCUAUCUGCUCUGAUCUUUGGUAUUAUUUUAUUAAUCAGAAAGAGGAAAUGAAAAAAUCUGAUGAGGAUACAAAACGUCAGAUCCACAAACCUUGAGGACUUUAAUUCUGUUUGACAUCAGUUUUAAUCUGAACCAACACAAGUUUAAGCCCAAGACUCUUCAGGGUUUGGCUGAAACAGGCGGCUGUUAUUCCUCUACUUUUCUACAUCUUAAUAAAUUAAAACUGAUGAUCAGAAUACAAGCCCAGGAGAAUAUAAUACAUACCUAUUUAAUUUUACGGCUGAUUCUUAUGUUUUAAUACUUUUUAGCUGAAAGGUUCAAGUCUUUGUUUAAUUUAACUUGAGCAGAAAAACCAGUUUGUAACCUGAGAGUUAAACCUUCAUGUUGCUGACAUAAAUACGCCUCCUUCCUGUUUCCAAUCACGAGUGAAUCUGAUGCAACAAAUGCAGAUAAUAACUUCAUCUACUGGACUUUCCUCACUCACAACGAAGCUUCAGUCACUGUCUGAUCGUCUCUCCUGCUGAAAAUAUUAAUAAUCACAGUGAGGAGAAUCGGCUCAAUACUCCACUACAAAGUCACACCUGAGAGAGAUGAAUCCGGAAGAAGAGCUUCAGUCACACAUCUUUUUCUACAUUGGUUCACGUUACGACGAGCUCUUGGAUCCCGGCUGUGGCUGACAAACAGAAAUCAAAAGGUCUGACGGCUCCUGGAAAAACUGCAGAAACGUCUCUUUGGUUUUUGUUCUUCUGACCUUGAGAAAAUGAGUUUGUUCUUCCUCCUUCUUCACCUGACCUGCUCUGUUCAGGGAAUAUUUACAGGUGAAACGCCUCCAGCUGUUCACGAAACAGAAGAAGACGACAACUUCACCCUCGGCUGGGACAGCCUGACCCAAACCAACACGACCCUCACCAGUGUGAUGUGUUUUCUCCUGCUGAGUCCUCCUAAAGUCCUGUAUCGAAAGAUAAGUGGAGCUGAGGCCCCAGAGUCUCAGGAUGGACAGUUUUCAGGACGAGUUCAGAGUGAAGGGAGAGAAGGGCGACUCAGACUCCACCUGUUCAGACUGAGGACUGAAGACUCUGGAAGUUACCGCUGUGACCUGGCUGCUUAUAACCAGGUGUUGAGGAAAUGGGAGCUGCAGACUUCAGUGACGUUUGUCCUGAACGUGACCAAAACCUCUCGCGGAGACACGUCUGCGUCUCUGAACACACCAAAGCCUCGCCUCAGCGCUACUGCAGAAAAACAAAAGCUUCAAAUAAUCAUGGUUACAUUUGGCACAGUUAUACUAGUUUUCUUCCUACUUGGUGUUGCAAUUCUGGCUUGUAGACUUUCUGGAAUACAAUGCACAGGUUGUCUAACCGGAAAUAUGGAUGAAUUAGAGGACAUAGAAAUAAACGGGAAUGAUUUUGAAGAGAUGAACCUUAUGAUCAACUACUGAGCAGAUCAUCUUCCAUCCGCAUCUGCUCCAGAUGUUCAUCAUUUCAUCUCUUCGAUUUUUGCCUCCAGAGAUUCUUCUAACAAAUUACCAUCAGCUUAUAGAAUAGAAACUGUCUAAGUGUAUUUAUUAACCCCCAAAUGGUACAUCCUGACUAUUUCCUUCUUCUCUGAUCAACUUUGUCGCCGUUUCUGACAUUAAGUGGAAUUUUGCAAAACUGAAGUGUAUCUACACAAUCCAUCAAAGCAACAAUGUGUUAAUAUAUUUAUGGCAUUGAAUCAUUUAACCAAACAUUAAUGUUCUUAGGGUUUCAUUUAUGAACUUUUAGGGUUUGUUUUAUUUUUAAUAGCAAAGUUAUAUUUUAUGUUACUGCUCAUA
Xiphophorus maculatus (southern platyfish) is the source of this 2530-nucleotide messenger RNA. RefSeq lists its product as uncharacterized. The record is from RefSeq and is a predicted model, not a curated record. Lineage: Eukaryota; Metazoa; Chordata; Actinopteri; Cyprinodontiformes; Poeciliidae. The transcript is spliced from 11 exons. The coding region runs from base 1481 to 2155 and encodes 224 amino acids.